AUGUCGUCACCAAAGUCUGUCUUAAUCACCGGCUGCAGCACCGGCGGCAUCGGUCAUGGUUUAGCCCUAAUCUUCCAGCGCAAAGGAUUUAUCGUCUUUGCGACAGCACGCGACAUCUCAAAAAUGAGCGACCUUGGUGCCUUACCAAACAUUCAUUUGUUGGCACUGGAUGUUACGUCUAAGACUAGCAUCCAGGAAGCAGUGAAAAGCGUAGCCGCUUUGACGGACGGACGAGGGUUGGACAUCCUAGUUAACAACUCCGGUCAGCAAUAUACAAUGCCCAUGACGGAUAUUGUGGAAGAGGAAGCAAGACGGAUGUUCGACGUUAAUUUCUGGGGCGUGUUCGCGGUGACCCAGGCCUUUGUGGACAUGGUGAUUGCGGUAAAAGGAGUUAUUGUAAAUAUGGCAAGUAUCUCGGGUUAUUGGUAUACGCCAUACAUGACUGUUUACAACGCAUCCAAGGCUGCUCUGGUAAUGUUUGGCGAAACCCUACGUCUCGAACUCAGUCCUUUCGGUGUUCGGGUCGUAUCAGUCAUCGCAGGCGCUGUCGAUACAAAUAUUAUGCGGAACUCUCCUGUCCCAGAGUUGCCAGAGUCAUCGCGAUAUUUUGCUGCUCGAAAACAGAUCAUUGAUCUAGCGGCUGGGGCUGAUAAUGAUGGCUUAAAACGGAUGUCUGUUAAGGCAUUCGCUGAGAAAGUGGUGAACGAUGUUCUUCAAGGUGCCAAUGGCAGGAUUUGGAGGGGAGAAUAUUCAUCUAUCGUACGAUUGUCUAAUGUUAUGAUGCCGACUGCGGUGUUGCCAAGAGAGAACGAAAUCCUCGUAGAAGCACCUGUCAAUCUAGAAGCCCUCUCCUCUUUCAGACCUCUUCUCCGCCUGCUGAUUCAAAACCAUGUCAUUCGGAGCUAUUCAUACGACGCUAUUCGCGACGAAAUCCAUUUGGUCUGCGCCACUCAACGCGACUAG
Messenger RNA from Talaromyces atroroseus, 963 nucleotides. RefSeq lists its product as hypothetical. Bases 1 to 963 code for a protein of 320 amino acids. The transcript has 3 exons. NCBI's taxonomy places the organism in Eukaryota, Fungi, Ascomycota, Eurotiomycetes, Eurotiales, Trichocomaceae. Gene Ontology annotation, cellular component: lipid droplet; endoplasmic reticulum. The record is from RefSeq and is a predicted model, not a curated record. Gene Ontology annotation, biological process: phosphatidic acid biosynthetic process; triglyceride catabolic process. Gene Ontology annotation, molecular function: triacylglycerol lipase activity; acylglycerone-phosphate reductase (NADP+) activity.